AUGGAACUCGAUGACGGCGAGAAGGUCCUCUGCGCAUUAGCAAAAUACUGCUGCAAAAGCCAAAUCGGUCCUCAACUCACGUAUAUCACAAGUGAAAGAAUCGUCUCAAGACUCAACAUCUUGGUAGGAAACGAAAAAGACAACUUUUCUCGGCUGCAAGAGAUCAAAGGCUCUAUCGAGAGUCUACAAACUAUUAGCGACGUCUGCAGCCUGCGAGACUCUAUCAAAGGCGAUAUCCAGAAGCUUUUACUCAUACCCCAACGUUCGCUUAAACACCUUGCUCAGAGGUCUAUUCUCAGAGCACUUGAAUUCGACACCAUGUACUACUGCUAUGACACGAUUUGCGACGCGCAUGAAAAGACGUUUCGGUGGAUAUUGGCCGAUGAUUUUGAGGAAAAAUGUAACGAAACAAACCUCAAGGCCGACGCUACUUCCGCUCUGGCGGAAGACAACGCGCUUGUGAUCUGUACAGGAGUUGACGGGGAUGACUUCCCACUGCUUGCCAGAGAAAUCCCACAUGGCCCAUAUCAGAUUCCGUCAUCAAAAUGCCUUGCCACUUGCGAAGAGCGCCGACACAUCCGACAGAAGCUUACGCGGUGGCUAUCUUCAGGCAGCGGGGUGUUUUACUUCUCGGCUAAGCUCGGAGCUGGAAAGUCGACUGUGAUGAAGAAGAUAAUCAACCAUGGUGAGAGCCGAAAGCGGCUUGAUACUUGGGCAGGCGAUAAGACUCUGGUUUGUGCCAAGUUCACGUUCUGGAACUCUGGGAGCGAGCGGCAAAGGUCCAUCUCCGGCUUAUAUCUCGGGCUGCUCCAUGAAGUUCUCUCAGCUCAUCCUGAUCUCACACCCCAUGACCUUCCCUCGUUCUGGGAGACGGUGUACACAUCCUCUUGGCCCGCCGGUGAACGAAUGCACAUUUCGCCGUCCCAAGCCUUACAAGAUCUUGACCGACUCUUUCGAGGGAGCGACAUAAGUCAGAACUACCGCUUUUGCCUUUUCAUCGACGGUCUAGACGAGCUUCAUGAAACGACAAAAUGCUCGUAUUCUGAUCUGACUGAGAUGAUCUACCGCUGGUCUUCCCUUACAUCUCGACUUACAAGAAAUGGAUCCAGCACAUAUUUCAGUGACGUACCCGCAUUGAAAGAUUGUUUUUUUAGCCUACGCCCACGACAGAUCAUUGAGCUGUCGUCUUUCGAGAACAAAACCCGGCUUCUUCACCUACUCGAUGAGAUAAAUGGCAAGCCAGAAGCCAAGCUUCAAAGAGGACAAGAGGGAAUCAACGAAGAUGAGCCUCGGUCCUUACCCUUAGGCGAGAACCGGAAUACUGGGCAUGAAGCGGUCAACGACGGAAUCGGUGUGGCACUUGAGCAUCUGGGAAAGCGAGCCAUCCUGCCGAAACUAUUCGCGCAUGUUUUCAUCGUUCGUUUCGCUGCCACGCUGGUCUCAGUAUGGCUUCUGAGCCAGCUCUUUGAACUCGCUUUGAGACAGAUUCAUGCUUGA
This is a messenger RNA of Colletotrichum lupini, 1497 nucleotides long. RefSeq lists its product as uncharacterized. Bases 1 to 1497 code for a protein of 498 amino acids. The record is from RefSeq and is a predicted model, not a curated record. The transcript is spliced from 7 exons. Lineage: Eukaryota; Fungi; Ascomycota; Sordariomycetes; Glomerellales; Glomerellaceae.